Molecule: messenger RNA, 312 nt
Organism: Laccaria bicolor S238N-H82
Lineage: Eukaryota; Fungi; Basidiomycota; Agaricomycetes; Agaricales; Hydnangiaceae
Exons: 3
Molecular function (GO): fatty acyl-CoA hydrolase activity
Source: RefSeq, a predicted model, not a curated record
GUCCACGGCGGUCUUAUCCUGUCGUUGACCGAUACGCUUGGCUCCCUCGCCGUCGCAACAAAGGGUCAAUGGAUGACAGGUGUUUCUACCGACAUCGGGACAUCAUUCGUUCGCCCUGGAGGUAAGGUGGGCGACAUACUGCAUGCCAAGGCUGUAUUGACUGGGAUGGGUAUAUCGUUGGCGUAUACCCGCGUAGACUUUACAAACCCUGCAGGAGAAUUGGUUGCGUACGGAUAUCACACAAAAUACGUCGGAAAGUCCUCAUCUCAUGAUGUGAGUUCGUUUUACCCCUCUGUCCUGAUUCUCAUGUGA